This is a messenger RNA of Ctenopharyngodon idella (grass carp), 657 nucleotides long. Its product is annotated as trace amine-associated receptor 4-like. The coding region runs from base 1 to 657 and encodes 218 amino acids. Gene Ontology annotation, molecular function: trace-amine receptor activity. Lineage: Eukaryota; Metazoa; Chordata; Actinopteri; Cypriniformes; Xenocyprididae. Gene Ontology annotation, cellular component: membrane. The record is from RefSeq and is a predicted model, not a curated record. Gene Ontology annotation, biological process: adenylate cyclase-activating adrenergic receptor signaling pathway. The transcript has 2 exons.
AUGGACGUCCGAAUCAUCAGCCAAAACGGAACCUGGGAAAAGUCUUUUCUUUGUUAUGAGUUUAGUAACACAUCUUGUCAGAAGUUUGUCUAUCCUUUGGAAACUCGAAUAUUACUCUACAUCCUUUUUAGUGCCUCUUCAGUUGUCACAGUCAUAGGAAACCUGUUGGUGAUCAUAACAGUCAUUCAUUUCAAGCAGCUUCACACACCAACUAACUACCUCAUCCUGUCACUGGCUGUGGCCGAUCUGCUUGUAGGAGGAGUUGUGAUGCCUCCCAGCAUGCUGCGCUCCAUCGAGACGUGCUGGUAUCUGGGAGAUUUGUUCUGUAAAUUACACAGCAGUCUUGAUGUGACUUUGUGCACUACGUCAAUUUUAAACCUCUGUAUCAUUUCUUUAGACAGAUAUUAUGCCAUAUGUCACCCCUUUCAAUAUCACCGUAAAAUGUCGUCACAGGCCACACUAGUUAUGAUUAUUAUCUGCUGGACUGUUUCAGCUGCUCUGGGGUUUGGCAUGAUCUUCAUGGAGCUGAAUAUUCUUGGAAUUGAAGAUUUUUACUAUGAGAACAUUAAAUGUGAUGGAAUAUGCACUCUGUACCUCCACUGCUGUUUGACAUGUUCUAUUGGGUUGGAUAUUAUAAUUCCAUGUGUAAUCCCAUAG